AUGGAAUCAGAUCAACUCAUUGAAAAUCUAAAAAUAUCACUAAGAGAAAUUGGCCUUGAGAAAUUUCAAAUACAAGAUUUGCAGUCGGAGAGAUCUUGUGAAUUCCUUACAAAACUGGCCAACUUAUUGUUUAAGACUCCAGCUAAGGUGGUAUAAUAGCUGUUCAAAGACUUGGACAUAGCCAAAGACCUGCAGAUACUUCUAGGGAAGGUAUUUAAAGAGGUACUUAAGAUCGGAGAUGACUUUUUGUCUCAAGUAGAGGUGAAAGUUCAGCAAUCAGAUUAAAAUGAACUUGGGGCUAAUCUGAUGAGGAAAGUCACCUACAACUGUCUGCAAUUCAUUUCAAUCUUUGGACAUCUUUUGGAUUACUUGGUUUAUGACUCUUAUAAACUAGAGAAUGCCUUGGAAACCUUCAGCAAGAGCAAGUCACUCAUGAAGCUAGUGCUAUCUCUGAUGCUGGAAGCAUAGAAAAUACAGACUAUCCAAAGACAAUUGUUAUACCUUUUCCCAAGUAGUAAGCGAAGCCAAUCUAGGGACGAUGACAGCAGGAUCAUCCUGAACUAUGCUAAGGUGCUGUUUAACUUGAUCAUCAAUCCGAAUAACAUAUUCAAGUAGCAGUUCGUGGAGGAGCAGGGUAUCUACAUAAUCAAGAAAAUACUCAAGAAAUCAUAUAUGGAAUCAGAACUAGAGAUAUACUUCUACUGUCUUGGCAUAAUCCCACCCAUCAUUAUCACUUACCCAUCCCAGGCUCAGUAAUUCCUAGAUAAUGCCUAUAUGGAUUUGCUGCAGGAGUAGUUGAUUGGAUUUUACGAGGAUACUUAGUAUCUCCACAUUGCCUCACCACUACUGCUUGCAAUUAAAGCUUUGGUGUCCAAAAGCAAUCAGCUUAAAGAGGAAUUCAUGAAAAGCACUUAAAGUCUUGAAGUUAUAUUUGAGAUAGCAGCAGACUCUUACGGUCAGCCAAGUCUGAAGAACAUAUACAUAUCCUCGGUUAUCUUGCUUUGCGAGUGUGGCUUUGAGGCUUUUGCCUAAAGUGUAGUUCCAGUAAAGAUUCAAGCACUGCAAUAGAGAUAUGGCUAAGACUCAGGUGAGGCUGGAGCUGACAUCAAACUCAAAGAACAAAUGAACAGACUAAAUGAGAAGAUUGAAAAGUUCAAGGUGUACCAGAGAGACUACAACGUGCAUGACUAAGCAUUGAAGAAUCUCAGAAAUAACAUAUUCGAUGACGAUUAACUAGAGAAAGCACUCCAAGAUCUUAAUAAAAUUUGGACUAAGAGUUUGAUUACAAGAAGUUUUUUCAUUACGAAUUAUGGUAACUUAGACUAGCUGAUGCAGUGUUUGAAAAACCUGGACGAGUCAGUGAUGCUGAAUUCUUGCAAGUGCUUGAUAACUAUCUUAAGCAAGGAAGAGGGAGCUUAGGAUCUGUUUCUCAGACAUAGAGGCAUCCAGAUACUUAAGAACUGCCUUCAAGACUACAACAUUGAUAUCAAGAAAUGUUCACUGAGUAUAAUGUGCAACCUAGUGCUGCUGAAAGAAGAGGUUAAGUUUGAGAUAUUCGAUAAUGGCGUGAUUGAGCUGUGUAUCCAUAACAUUGAUAAGUACCCAGAGGAUGAUAUUGAUGCUGAAACGCUUUGCCUGUCUCUAAAUCUUGUUUCUCAAGUGGUUUUGAAACAGCCAAAGAUAUAAGAGCACAUUAUUGCCAAGAGUGGAUUGAAUAAGAUAGUAAUGCAGCUAAAGAUACUCCUUGAUCAGUUCUAACGAAAGUAAGAGCAGAAUAUUAAGGUCUAGCUAGAGAUCUUUGAUAAAAUCUGCCUAGCAAUCAUAAAUAUAGUCUAUGGUAACAAACAGACUCAAGACCUGCUUCGAUCUGAGCUUUAGAUCUUCAACCCUCUGAUUAAUUUUCUUACCAAAUCAGUUGAGAACCUAGGUUAAUCCCCUAUAUAUAACCAGGACUCUAUUUACAACAUUCUUAACUUGCUUGUUAAUGCCAUUGACACCAAUAAAACUACAUAGGAAUAUCUGAUUAAGACUUUCAAAUGCUACGAUAUAAUGAAAGCAUUACUUACCCAGAACUCUUCACUCAGAAUAAAUGGACUAUCAGCCUUGCUGUUAUCUCAUCUGGUGUGGACUAAUGUAGAUGGGCAGGCUAUAUUCUCAACUAGAGAGAUCCUUAAAAGACUUAUAUUCCUAAUGGACUUCAAUCAGUUGAUAAAUGAAGGUGAAGCCGAGGCACCGAUUGAGAGUUUAAUGGAAGUUUCCUUUUACGCACUGCUAUCACUUAUCAAUUUGUCUCAUGAAAAUCUAAUAUGUCAGUAGCUUGUCAACAAAAUGGGAGGACUGUCAGUAAUCCUCAAACAGCUUAAGAGCCCAUCAUUUGAUCCUAAGAAAACAGCCUGCUUUUGUCUAGGUAAUCUAAUCUAAAACAACCAAGAAAAUGUGAAUGAGCUGCUUAAGUUAGAUGGGGUGAGUGUCUUAGUCAAUCUUAUCAAUGACGAAGAGGACGAUGAUCUUUCAAACAAGUCUUAUCAAUGUUUGGAGUACAUGGGGUCAUAAGCAGUAAUUGAACUAGCUAAGCAAACAAAGACGAUAGUAGAAAAAAGAGAAAAAAUGUGGAGAUAUGGAAACUGCAUCAUGCUAGAUGUGUUUAACAACAGAGAGAGACAUGUAUUUUUGAAAGCCUUGACAGAAAGCGAAACUUUACCUAGCUUAAGAGAGUUUGGACCCUAAGACUAAGAUGAUAUAAUCGACCUUAAAUCUUUGGAGAAACUGGAAAAGAUUCUGCCAGUUCUAAAUGGUCUUGUUUAUCUAAAGUCAGAGAACAGAGAGGCUUUACAGAAAGAUGUGGGCUUGUUGAAGAACCUCUUUGAUAUUUUCAAGUAUUAACUACCCAUUGAAAUACACGAGAAUGCUCUCUAUGCCCUUCUUAACAUUAUAAUUGAAUCUCCCAAGCAACUGAAAGAGCAGAUGAUUAACUCUGGGUUCUUCACAAGUUUGAUAUGCUUUAUCGAAGACCUGCAUUAGCUUGAAUUCUAGAUUCUAAGAUCUGCAUAGAAGUUUAUUAUAUGUGACUAUGGGAUUAAAGUAAACUAUCAGGAAGAAGAGGCUUUGCAAAAAGAGGAGAAGACGAUAGAAGAGAUACAACCUACAGUAUUUGAAGCCAAAUUAUACGAGUACUACAAUACUACUGAGAAGAUGUUCUAUAUUGAUCUAUCUAAAAACGAUGGCUCUAAGAGAUUAGUAGAAGGUAGGCAAUUCUAGGGAUUAGGGUUGAAGAAAUCUGAGGUAAUUAAGCAUCUUGAAGACUUAAGGGCUCUUGGCUACUCUAUUAUCAAUAAUGUCGUCAUUGGAAAUGCCAAGUUGGCUUUUAACCUUGUGAAGUUAAUAUUCAAGAAUCUGCCUAGAUUAGUUAUGAAGGAUGUAAUGAUACUGCCAAAUGUUUUAGAAAAAGCUCAGCAGACAAACACUAGCAUUGAAGUGCUUGAUUAUAGUGAAAAUCUGUGGGAUGAGAGUCUAGACUUAUUGCUCAAUCUCAUCAAUAUUAAGCAAGUAUAUGAGGUAUUUAGAGAAGUAGGAGGAAUGGAUAUAGAAUAUCUAGAAAACCUAAGGACUUAGUGUGAAUAGUACCAGCUGGAAAGUAACCAGAGUGCACAGUAGAAGAGUAAAACUAUUAUCGGCAAAAUUACUCAAGUUAUUAAUGAUAUUAAGUAGAUUAAUUGA
Messenger RNA from Stylonychia lemnae, 3717 nucleotides. The record is from the annotation of a GenBank genome assembly. NCBI's taxonomy places the organism in Eukaryota, Ciliophora, Spirotrichea, Sporadotrichida, Oxytrichidae.